AUGGCUUAUUUGUUUGAAUAUGAUUCAACACAUGAACAUUUCAAUGGUGAAGUUUCAUUUAAAGAUAAAAAACUUAUUGUUAAUGGUCAAGAAAUCAGUGUUUUCAAUGAAGAAGAACCAUCAAAAAUUCCAUGGAACCAACUCGAUGUUGAAUAUGUUAUUGAAUCAACUGGUUUAUUUACAACAAUUGAUAAAUGUCAAUCACAUUUACAAGCUGGUGUUAAAAAAGUUCUAAUAGCAGAAUCAUCAGCUGAUGCUCCAAUGUUUGUUAUGGGUGUUAAUGAACAUACAUAUACAGAAAAUGAAACAAUUCUUUCAAAUGCAUCAUCUACGACAAAUUGUUUAGCAUCACUUGUUAAAGUUAUUCAUGAAAAAUUUGAUAUUAUUGAAGGUUUAAUGACAACUGUACAUUCGUACACUGCUAUGCAAAAAACUGUUGAUGGUCCAUCAAAGACUGUAUUUAAUUAA
This is a messenger RNA of Rotaria sordida, 468 nucleotides long. NCBI's taxonomy places the organism in Eukaryota, Metazoa, Rotifera, Eurotatoria, Philodinida, Philodinidae. The record is from the annotation of a GenBank genome assembly.